AUGUUUCGUAAAAUUUAUAGAAAGUUGGUAAACAACGACUCAACGGCAGCGAAUAGGACUAUUCCAAAUGGCGGAAACAAAAAGCAGAAAAUCGUCAGGAAGAAGAAGAAAGCUCCCAACAAGAGAGGUCAACCCGAAGCUACGCCUAUUCCGCCACAGAAAGAUGGUAUUUUAUCAGAUGCAGAGUCAACAGCUGAGACACAAUCAUCUCAAGCAACACCGACGCAAUCUCAAGCACCACAACGACAGGGUGCCAGCCAACGAAUAGCGAGGAGAGCUAGAUCAGGCAGAAGAAGCGUUCGCCGAGUACCAAGCCUACAUCGCUCACGGACCGACAAAAAUAACACUGUACGGGGUGUGGAAACUCCUCGCGAUGAGCCUCCUCUUCCUGAGCCUCCUAUUCCUUAUGCUUUUCCGUAUCAGCCAGUUCCUAAAUCCGUCAGCCAGCAACCUCCUCAAAGCACUUAUCCAAUAAUACCAAACAGAGUUUCGUCCCACUUUCUCACGAACGAGAGUACUACAUCUUCACCCACAUUACAUGUCUAUAGACGACGUAGUGGAGCACGAGGCGAUGAAGAUGAUCAACCAUACAAGAAUCCAUCCGCAUCGACCAGCUCACUGGCAUUGAGUAUUGACUGCGAGUCGGUCGAUAAAGCUCUGCCAGAUGAGCCGUUCCUGAUAACGAAACUCAGGGAUAUUGAUGAGGGAAUAGAACAAGCAGAGUACAAAUAUCAAGAGACACCAGUUGAAGAAAAAGGAAAUAACGAUUCAGAUACAAAAGAAGAUUUGCCAGAAAUGAGACCUGCUAUAAAAAAUAGUAACCAAAUAUCUUCGAGCGAAAUAUCCACAUCCACAAGAGAAUCCUCUGAAUCCUCUUCCAUACAACCGGCCAAUUUAUCCUUACCCCCAACGCCUCCUCCAGAGUCCUCGUCACUUUCCUCCAUCGUUAUUGACGAAUCAAAGGGUCAUACUGAAUCUUCACCAGUAUGCCCUCCACCCAAAACGUCCUCUAUUGCCGGUCUCGCAUCUACAUCCCAUACAUGUCCGCUCAUAUUCACACCAGACUCUGUGCCACAACAUCCAACUUGGUGCCAACAAUGCAUGAUAAAUGAGUUUCGUGAUAACUUUUCUUCAUGGACUUCUGGAAACGAGUUCAUGGACGCAUUUAUACGACGAUCACAGUUGCGGGCAAGGAAUUCUCAUGCGUAUGCCGAAUGGAUUUCGUUUGAAGAGUUUGAAGACGUAAAGUUUAUAGGACUUGGUGGAUUUGGGGCGGUUUAUGAAGCGGUAUGGACAACUGGGCCCAAGUGGACUUGGGUUGUGGAAAAUGUAGAGGUGGAGGGACGUGCGAUGAAGGCUCGGUGGCAACGAAUGGGUCCCCGAAAGGUUAUCCUGAAACAUUUGAAUUCUUCCAGGGACAUUGGUCCGAAAUCGUUUAACGAGCUUUCUAUGUACUUCCGUUCACUUGCACCUCAUCCACAACUGCUCCACUGCUUUGGUGUAACAAGAGCGUUAACUAGUGCCGAUUACAUGUUUGUUCUCGACUAUGCGGACAUAGGAAAUUUAAGACAAUGUCUAAGUAAAUCCCACAACCAGCUUGCUUGGCCGGAUCGUUUAUUAAUGUUGAUAAAAAUUGCAACGGCACUGGAAGCUAUGCAUUCUUGUGGGAUUGUUCAUAGAGACUUGCAUUCUGGCAAUAUCUUGUUGAUAGAUUCAAAUGGCAGUGUGCGCGUCUGCGUUACAGAUAUAGGAUUAUCUCCUGAUAUUCUUUGUGGGGGUUCAUGCGACGCUGCCGCCGAUAUGUACAGUUUUGGUGUGGUUAUGUGGGAAUUUGCAACUGGAGAGCUUCCUUUCGCAGACAUUCCACACGAUAUAAUGCUCGCUAAAAGAAUCACCGAAGGUCUUCGGCCAGAAAUUCCUGACCAUGUUCCUACUUGCUAUUCAGAGUUGAUUAUGGAUUGUUGGAACGAUGAUCCAGACAAAAGACCAACUGCAAAGAAGAUAAUUGAAGUAUUGAAAUCAUGGCGUGCGACAAUAUUGGAAGGAAAUGCUUCGAGCGUAAAGAGUAUGAAGAGAAUUAGGCUCAAGGAGGCGAUUUUGAGCCAGUUUAUGAGUGCUGAUCUGCAUAGGAUUGAGAUGUUGGAGAAUGCAGAGGAGGAUAAAAAGGACUUCAUACAUCCAGACGCAAUAUAUGUUUCGAGAAAGUUUGAGUUUCACAAGUCGCCCGAAUUCUUUAUGUAA
This is a messenger RNA of Paraglomus brasilianum, 2241 nucleotides long. Lineage: Eukaryota; Fungi; Glomeromycota; Glomeromycetes; Paraglomerales; Paraglomeraceae. The record is from the annotation of a GenBank genome assembly.